Messenger RNA from Cucurbitaria berberidis CBS 394.84, 870 nucleotides. RefSeq lists its product as uncharacterized. Gene Ontology annotation, biological process: maturation of SSU-rRNA from tricistronic rRNA transcript (SSU-rRNA, 5.8S rRNA, LSU-rRNA). Gene Ontology annotation, cellular component: nucleolus; preribosome, small subunit precursor. Bases 1 to 870 code for a protein of 289 amino acids. NCBI's taxonomy places the organism in Eukaryota, Fungi, Ascomycota, Dothideomycetes, Pleosporales, Cucurbitariaceae. The transcript has 2 exons. The record is from RefSeq and is a predicted model, not a curated record.
AUGAUGUCGCAGAAACGAAAGCACGCCGAGUUUGCGGAUAUCGAACCCUCCAAAUCCAAGCCAUUCAAAAAACACCAACCCUUCAAGCCCAGCAACGGCCAGCCAAAGCCCAGGCGCCCUCAGGUCUCCAAUGACAUCUCAAAGACCACCAGCAACAAUGCGCUGAAAAGCCGGAUCCGAGACUUGAAGCGCCUUCUCGUGCAUGUGGAGAGUGUCGAAGGCCACAAGAUGUCUGCUGGCAUGCGUAUAGAGCGAGAGAGAGAAUUAGAGGCGUGUGAGCAUGAGUUGAAGGAGAACGUUGAGAGCAGCAGGGAGGCAGAUUACAGGCAGAAGAUGAUUGGGAAGUACCAUCAGGUGCGAUUCUUCGACCGACAAAGAGCAACGCGCAUACUCAAGAGGCUGAAGAAGGAAAUGUCCGCAUCAGAAGACGAACCACAGAAGACGAAGCUAAACCAGCGGAUACACAAUGCAGAGGUGGAUGUGAACUAUGCGAUAUACUACCCGCUGAUGAAGCCGUAUUCCUCGCUAUACCCCAAGUCGAAGACCGGCAAAUCUGCAGAAGCCGAAGAGGAAGACGAUGACAAGGGCAAUCGAGAGGUUGAUGGACCUAAAGGCAACGUCGAGAUGUGGAGGGCUGUAGAGAAGGCCAUGACGGAAGGCACUCUGGAUACGCUACGUUAUAGCAAAGAAGCCAUGCCAGCUGCACCAGCAAAGAAGGACAAUAAGAAGAAAGCAUUUACGAAGAGCAUCACAAAGCACGAGGAUGUUGAAGAGGGUAAAAAUCGUCGAGAAAGAAGGAAGGCUGGCGCGGCUAAGGCCCAGAAGGCACAAGAAGAGGCCGAGGAGAGCGACGGCGGUUUCUUCGAGUAG